Messenger RNA from Hypanus sabinus (Atlantic stingray), 1508 nucleotides. RefSeq names its product major histocompatibility complex class I-related gene protein-like. Gene Ontology annotation, cellular component: external side of plasma membrane. NCBI's taxonomy places the organism in Eukaryota, Metazoa, Chordata, Chondrichthyes, Myliobatiformes, Dasyatidae. The record is from RefSeq and is a predicted model, not a curated record. The coding region runs from base 81 to 986 and encodes 301 amino acids. Gene Ontology annotation, biological process: immune response. The transcript is spliced from 5 exons.
CCACAGUCUCUUCCGAUUUUCACAUCCUUGCAUUUUACUACUUGUUGAACCACGGAACGAGUGAGCUGACUGAAUAUAGCAUGGUGGCGAUGCUGGAUGACCAGCAGAUAGCAUACUUUGACAGCACACUGCAAAGGGCUGUUUCCAGACAAUGGUGGAUGGCUUACUCUUUCCCAAGGGAACACUGGGAUGCAAUGGCCAUCACAGUGGCAGGUUUUCAUGGGAUAAUCAGAGGGAAUGUUGAGGUUGUUCACCAACAGCACAGUGCCCCAGCUGAUGUCUUUGUCCAGGGGAUUUGCGGCUGUGAAUUGAAGAAUGAUAACUCCACAGAUGGGUUCAUAAGACUGCGCUACAAUGGUGAGGAUGCAUGUGUUUUUGACAAGGAAAGAAUGAGUUGGAUUGUGCUAAAUCCAGAGUUCCAAGUGCUUGCAGAUCGGUGGAACAUCAACAUGAUCAUGAACAAAUACUUCAAAGCUCUCUUGGAGAAGGACUGUGUGAAGUGGCUGCUGGUAUAUCUUGAGUGUGGUCAAGAAGCGCUACAGCAGAGAGCAAUCCCUGAAGUGUUUAUCAGUAUUAGGACUGACGGAUUUCAACUGCUGAGACUCUCCUGCCUUGUCACAGGGUUCUACCCACAGGCUAUCGAUGUUUCAUGGCUGAGAGAUGGUGAGUGGGUCCCCGAGAUUGAAUCCAGUGAUGUAUUACCCAACCAUGAUGGGACUUAUCAGCUGAUGAAAAUGAUUACAUUGAAUGAAGAUGAAGAGACAAUAUACUCCUGUUACAUCGAGCAUACCACCCUCCUGCAAGGACUCAAUAUACCCCAGGAGAGGACACCAAAGAAAGAUACAAAGACAGUGAUCGUGGCUGGAGUUGCAAUCAUUCCACUUAUUCUCCUGGGGAUCAUCAUUGGAAUUGGCUUCUGGAGGAAGAAGAAUUACAGCAAACCUCUUAGUACCCAGCAAGGACCUGCUGAAAUCAGCCAUGAUUAACAAAGUACUAUUGUGAAUAGGAGGGACUUGGAGACCUUCUUGCUCCAGUGUCAAGUUCAAUGAAUGUUUCAAAGGUUGUGAAAUUUAGAUUUUUGGAUCAUAGUUUAAUCAAGGAUUUGGGAAAUGAUGCAGAAAAAUGCUCAAUAUCAUACUGGACACAAUGUCACUGAAUGAUGGAAGAUGCUGAAAGGGGCUCUCAAAUGAUUCCAGCUCUUAGUUCACUUGUCCAUUUGCCAGAACUUUCCACAACAUAACCUGGAUUACUUCAUCAGGUACGUGAUGGUGCAGUGGAGAAUUAAUUUUAUACUGCCUUUAACUCCUCACCAUACUUCAGAGAAAAUUCUGGGCUAGCCUUAAGGGCUAUCUUUGUUUUAAUCCUGGACCAUGCCAUGCGUGCUUUCAUUGAACAACGUAAUGUGUGCCGGGCCUAGUUUUGGAAUGCUGUCUGAAGGUCAGACUGGGAGCAAAACUCAGUAUCUAACGGUGCGGUGUUGCAAUGACUGUGAGCAUGUUUUACGUGUG